CUUUUUUUUUAUUACUAUUUAAUGGCUACAGUAGUUGAAAUCAUUUUCUUAGGAACAGGUACAUCAAGUUCUGUUCCUACUAUUGCAUGUCUAACCAAUCCAGAAAAGAGUUGUAAAGUAUGUUUAUCUUCACAAACUCCUGAAGGAAGAAAGAAUAACAGGAAAAACACUUCAAUGGUUGUUCGUUUUCGUAAACAUUCGGAUCCUACUGGAUUUAGAUUAAGAAAUGUCCUCAUUGAUUGUGGCAAAACAUUUUAUACUAGUGCGAUUGAAAUUCUUCCAAAAUAUGGUGUUCGAGAAUUAGAUGGCGUUAUUAUUACACAUGGCCAUGCUGAUGCAUGUUUCGGCAUGGAUGACUUGAGGGGUUGGACUUUAGACGGUGUCAUCCAGCCUUAUGUUAAUGUUCAUCUAUCUCCUGAAUCAAUGGAUGUUAUUGGAAGAACCUUCCCCUUUCUAGUAGAUUCCAGUUUAGCAACAGGUGGUGGACAAGUCGCAUUCUUUAAAUAUCAUGUAUUUGAUCCUAAUCGAUCAUUUAUAAUUGAGGGAUUAGAAUUUACUCCUCUUGCAGCUCAUCAUGGUAGUUAUGGAAUUGAAAAGAAACCUUAUAUUUGUUUUGGAUUUAAAUUCGAUGGAGUUAGUUAUAUUUCGGACACUAAUUACAUUCCACCGGAAACAAUGAAAUUAAUCAAAGAGAAAUCAAGAAUAUUUAUAGUGGAUUGCCUGAGAUGUAAGUUCAAUAAAUAA
Molecule: messenger RNA, 744 nt
Organism: Cokeromyces recurvatus
Lineage: Eukaryota; Fungi; Mucoromycota; Mucoromycetes; Mucorales; Mucoraceae
Product: beta-lactamase-like protein
Exons: 5
Coding region: 22-744 (240 amino acids)
Source: RefSeq, a predicted model, not a curated record